This is a messenger RNA of Suillus fuscotomentosus, 321 nucleotides long. RefSeq lists its product as uncharacterized. The transcript has a single exon. The annotation marks the transcript as partial. The record is from RefSeq and is a predicted model, not a curated record. Lineage: Eukaryota; Fungi; Basidiomycota; Agaricomycetes; Boletales; Suillaceae.
CUCAUCAGUGCUGUGACAUCUGAUGACACCAUCCAAAAGGGCUUGUACCCUGAACCAGGUGCAAAUGCGUCAAUUAAAAAUGGAGGAGGUGCAAAGAAAACAGAACACCACUGGGCACUCUGUAUAGUUCUGUUUGAUGGCCACAAGGAGUAUGGUAGUGCAUUUGAACUUCACAAGCACACUAUCGAACAAAUGACGAUGAUCCAUAUGAACUUCCAAUUCUCCCAUAACCAGAGUACUCCGAUGGUGGAAGUUCGACUAGCUAUCAUAAUUACUAGACUUGUGAACAACAUUGAGCUCUUUUUGUUUCUAUUUGAGUAA